Messenger RNA from Ruditapes philippinarum (Manila clam), 2678 nucleotides. RefSeq lists its product as uncharacterized. The coding region runs from base 718 to 1560 and encodes 280 amino acids. NCBI's taxonomy places the organism in Eukaryota, Metazoa, Mollusca, Bivalvia, Venerida, Veneridae. The record is from RefSeq and is a predicted model, not a curated record. The transcript is spliced from 3 exons.
AGGUAAAUAAGGUAGUGGGUAAGGUAGGUAAGGUAGUGGGUAAUGUUGGUAAGACUUUAAUAGUAAGGACAUGAUUCAAGCUAUAUUCUGGGUGAGUGUAAGGGGUAAACAGUAAUGACGUUGGUAAGGUAGGUAAGGUAGUGUGUAAGGUGGAAAUGGUUCUGGGUAUUGUGCUGAGUAAGGUAGGUAAGGUAGUUGGUAAGGUGGGUUAGAUAGAAGGUUGGUGGGUAAGGUACUUGGUAAGGGAAGUAAAAUACUUAGUAAGGUGGAUAAGGUAGUGGGUAUCGUUGGAAAGCUUCUUGGUAGUUUUGGUUAAUGGUUAAGUGUAGCGAUAUGCUUCGAGGUAAGGUCGGCAGCCCAAUGGAUAGGCAAGCUUUGAAGGUUUCCUGUAGUAAGCUUUGUUACUAAAAAUAAAUUUCGCGGGUUUUUUAAGUACCUGCCAUUCAUUCUGUCUCUCAUAGACGGCGCUUCACAUAUGCCUUCGGAAAACGCUACUGAGCAGAUAAGCAGCAAUUUGUUUAACAAGAAAGACCAAUAUAAUAAUCAUAUAUCAAUAAUUAUUUUGUGUUAACAAUUCUGUGUUGGAAUAUUUCAUUCACUUGGACAACAAUCUUGUAUGGGAAUAUUGUGUUGCAAUAUCUAUAUUGCUUUGGCAUUUAUUUUCUGUGGGAAUAUUGUGUUGGAUUAUUUCAUUCAAAUUUAAAGAAUCAGAAAAAAAUGGAAAGUAACGUUGACGAUAACGAAUUCGUGGUCCAAGCGGUUGAAGGUCUUCAAACUUUUGUACGGAACGAGCUGGUAAAAAUGCGAACAUUGGUGAACGAAUUUAGAGACAGGGAGAAAGAGUAUGUUGCGAGAAUAGAGGCAUUGGAAAGACAAAACGAUAACAUGCAUGCUCUAGAAAAGGACAAUAGAGAAUUGAAAGAAGAAAUUUCACAACUCAAAGCGGAGAAUAUACGGAUAUGGAGCAACAUUGACUCGGGGUCGCACAAACAGUGUGCUGCAAAGAUGCAGACGGCUUUUACGGCUGGAUUGGCCGCAGUGAUGGCGUCGGCUCAACAAGAUGACUCAUCGCAGUAUCCUCACCAUAACCUAAUUUCUGCAAGUCCUGUGUGGCCUAUUACUAGUACGCCAGAAGACCGAAAUAAGAAGGCUACCCUCAGUUUAAGGCGCAAGUGUCCGCCAUCUACAAGCCAAUUGAACACCACCUUGGAAGACCUCGAAGAAAAUAUCAGAGAGAGCAUUAAACCGUUUUAUAAGCCGGACCGGAGAGCUAGUGCUGACUUGCUAACUGAAGUACAACGGGCAUUUGUAAAGUAUCGGGUAUCCACUAUGUUGAAAAAAAAAAAAGAGGCAAUAUCUCCCGCACGGAUUGAACAGCUAAUAGCCGAGGGCGUCGAACAUAGAAUAUGGCUCGAGGGUUUUGUGGUCGGAGAGGGCACCAGCGAUUUCAAUAGCUACCUCUUGAAUAGAAUUAGAAACGAAAAAAAAGGCACUAUCCAAAAAAAAGGCAAUGAAACGUCAGCACGACAUGAUCUCAGACUUUUUAAUUUUACAGUGUGAGGAUGAUCAAUCGACAAGUUCAAAGUGAGAGAUAAGAAACAAUGUGUAAAUAGGGGGCAGUGCAAUGAUGCCUUACUUAUAUUAGAAAAAGGACUAUCAAGGCUGUGAAUAUUAGGGCUAUGUGCAAUAUGUUUACCUUAAUUUCACGUUGAUUUUACUUUGAUUUAUGUUUGUACCAAUUACUUUGUAACAAUUAUUUCAAAUCACUUUUUCCUCCACCUGUAUCAAGGGGUCAGCAGGAGAUGAAGGCUGUAAAUAUAUGGGAUUGUGCAAUAACGCCUUACUUAUUAGAAAAAGGACUAUCUAGGCUGUGAAUAUUAGGACUAUGUGCAAUAUGUUUACCUUAAUUUCACGUUGAUUUUACUUUGAUUUAUGUUUGUACCAAUUACUUUGUAACAAUUAUUUCAAAUCUCUUUUUCCUUCGCCAGUCUGACGGGGUCAACGUCCCGCGGAGGUGAACGUUGAUAGCAACAGAUCGAUACCCCGUUGCUGUUGAUGGCCAACAACGAUCAGACGUAUAUUAUACCUUUUAUAAAAAUAAUAAAGAACCACUAAAUUAUCUAUCUAGUUUUAGGGUACUAUGAAUUUCAUGUAAUUAUAUGCCCAAUAUUACAUCACAAAUAUGUAUACUUUAAGAUAGAUUUUAAAUGUAUCUCUGUUUGUCCGUUCGUGUUAGUGGGUACAAGCACAAAUACAUUUGACAAAAUCGAGUGCGUCUAAGAAAAUUGACGUUUUUCAUAAUUUUCAUCUAUGAAUUAUAACUUUAAUUGUUAAUAUAUUUUUAAAAUGAUACAUCAUAUUGCAGGGCCAUAUGUAUGCUUUGAUAUAAGAAAACACAUUUAAAAUAUAUAUUUCUUUUUGUCCGUCGGUGUUAGUGUGUAUGAAUUAUAACUUUAAUGAUUAAUUUAUUUUUAUAAAUAAACAUCAUAUUGUAGGGCUAUAUGUGUACUUGAAGAUAAAGUAAUCCAUUUUAAUACAUGUCUGUCUGUUCAUUCGAGUUAGUCUGUACAAGUAUAUAUACUUUUGACAUAAUUUCGCUCGGCUUACAAAAUAGGCUUUUUAAAUCAUUUUCAAAUAUGAAUUAUGACAUUAAAAAUUAAUAUAUAUAUAUAUAUAUA